Messenger RNA from Phyllopteryx taeniolatus (common seadragon), 1276 nucleotides. Its product is annotated as retrovirus-related Pol polyprotein from transposon opus. NCBI's taxonomy places the organism in Eukaryota, Metazoa, Chordata, Actinopteri, Syngnathiformes, Syngnathidae. The record is from RefSeq and is a predicted model, not a curated record. The coding region runs from base 459 to 1250 and encodes 263 amino acids. The transcript has 2 exons.
CUAGCAGCUGAGAGUCAUUGGAAUAAUCGGGCGCUACUCGAUGCCUUUUUUCAAGGACUAUCCCCCGCCGUCAAGGAUCAUUUAGUCCCGCUAGACCUGCCGACCGACUUGGACACUCUCAUCGCUCUCGCCGUAAAAAUCGACAAGAGGCUUUUGGAUCGCGAGCUGGAUGGAGAUCGGCGGAGGGCUGCGUCACCGCGCACUUGGAGGACGAGCCUCGGUGACCAGCCAAACCACGGCAGAUCCCCUGGUUCCGGUCUCAACCCACUGACUAGCGUCCCCACAGAUGAACCCAUGCAACCGGGCAGGUUCCGUCUCUCCCCUGAGGAACGUCAACGCCGGCUGAGGGAAGGGCGAUGCUUCUACUGCGGUCAGUUGGGUCAUUCCGUGAGCAACUGUCACGUCAAAGUUGCCGGUGCCGGUAGCAAGGGCACGGGAGAGGGCCAGAACACAAGGCCAUGAAGGAGUACGUGGAAGAAUCACUGGCAGCCGGGAUCAUUCGCCCAUCUUCAUCCCCUGCGGGAGCAGGAUUUUUCUUUGUGGACAAGAAAGACAAGACCCUGCGACCCUGUAUCGAUUACCGGGGUCUCAACAAGAUCACUGUAAAAAACAGGUACCCUCUUCCUCUCAUCUCCAUCGCCUUUGAGUUCCUGGAGGGAGCCAAGAUUUUCACCAAACUGGACUUAAGAAAUGCAUAUCAUCUAGUCAGGAUAAGGGAGAGGGAUGAAUGGAAAACAGCAUUCAACACACCAACGGGACAUUAUGAGUAUUUGGUAAUGCCUUUUGGGCUUACUAACGCUCCAGCUGUUUUCCAAAACCUUGUCAAUGAUGUCCUGCGUGACAUGUUGAAUGUUUAUGUUUUUGUCUAUUUGGACGACAUAUUGAUAUUCUCCCCGGAUGAGGAGACUCACAUUAUUCAUGUCCGCUCUGUUUUGCAGCAGUUACUGCAGAAUCAACUAUAUGUCAAGGCUAAGAAAUGCGAGUUCCACAAGGCGUCGGUUUCUUUUCUGGGUUUCGUCCUGGCUCAAGGUGAAGUCAAAAUGGACCCUUGCAAAGUCGAUGCAGUUAUUAAUUGGCCUACUCCCACGUCACGCAAAGAUGUACAAAGGUUCUUAGGGUUCGCAAACUUCUACAGAAAAUUCAUCAGAAAUGUUUGUUCUAUAGCCUCUCCUUUGCAUGAUCUUACCUCGCCACACAAACCUUUUGUAUGGAACCGCUUUGUCAGGCAGCUUUUCAAAAACUUAAAUUGAGCUUUACCUCCGCUCCCAUCCUUACU